Ilyonectria robusta is the source of this 866-nucleotide messenger RNA. RefSeq lists its product as uncharacterized. NCBI's taxonomy places the organism in Eukaryota, Fungi, Ascomycota, Sordariomycetes, Hypocreales, Nectriaceae. The record is from RefSeq and is a predicted model, not a curated record. The transcript is spliced from 3 exons. The coding region runs from base 242 to 652 and encodes 136 amino acids.
CUCCAACCUCAACCUCAACUCCAGCUUUGUCGCAUCUCGUCUCCUCAUUGCCCCGUGCAUCUCAUCCGACACGUCCCAUUUUUGCUACUGCAGCCACCGUUGUCUCUUACCUGUACAAUUUUUUAUCUGUAUCGCUAGGUCCCUACAUCUCCGCGCGUGUACACCGCCCAUACGCUUCGCUCGUCUCACUGUCCAGUAGCUGGCCAAGUUCGUGUGUCUUUCGUCCAACGCUGUGGUCGCAAUGUUCCAGCCGCAUCCAGAGGAGCAUCUUCACCUCCGCCUCCACCGGGCACGUUCCGUAGUCUUAACAACACAGGAGCUUGUCGAGAUCCGCGCUGCCCAACGCACAUUCGAGGGCGCUUACGUCAGAACUGCCCUCGGCCAGUUUUCCUUCGCUCUCAUCAUUCUCAAGGUCUUCACCUCGGAGUUCUAUCCCAUCGGUGCCUUGUUUGCUGUCUAUGGCGUUGCCGUGAUGCUGGUCGCCAUCUAUCGCCGCUUCGAGGGCAAUCAUCAGUUCUUCACUGCCAAAUAUGCGGAUGGAAGUCUCGAGCGCAAGUUUCGGACGAGUGGCAACAGUGUAGCCCUGUUAACAGCCCUCAGUUUGAGUGCUUAUGUGACAUUAAUGGUCUUGACGUGGCAUCUUAUAUCAUAGGCUAAGCAAGAUGAUCCUCAUAGUGUUUACCCUUAUAUAUAUAAGUGGCCCCUUUCAGGCUUUUGAGGUUCCGAUGUAUGAUGAAUUGGAAAGGACUUUGGAUUCAUUCAUGAACAUAUAGAUAUUUAAGCUUCAGCCUGGGGUUCCAAUCAACAAAUUUGUAAUUCCACUACCUUCUGAAGCGUGAUGGUUCAAGCUACCAGUUCAACUCCAU